This is a messenger RNA of Lucilia sericata (common green bottle fly), 573 nucleotides long. RefSeq names its product pupal cuticle protein G1A. The coding region runs from base 59 to 523 and encodes 154 amino acids. Lineage: Eukaryota; Metazoa; Arthropoda; Insecta; Diptera; Calliphoridae. The record is from RefSeq and is a predicted model, not a curated record. The transcript has a single exon.
GUUCAUUUUCAUUCUUUUGAAAUUCAACAUCCUUUUAAAACCACAAAAAAACAUCAACAUGUUCAAGUUCAUUACUGUUUUCGCUUUAGUAGCUGCCGUUUCUGCUGCUCCUGGCUUUUUGACUGAAACUCAUCAUACCCUUGUACAACCUGCUGUUGUAACUAAAACUGCUGUCAUCGAUAACAGUGCUUCAUCAGCUAUUACUCAUCAAAGUUUCACCAAUUUGGAAAAGAAAGUACCAGUUGUCCACACCUAUGCUGCCCCAGUUGUUAAGACUGUAGCUGCUGCUCCCGUAGUCCAUACCUAUGAAACUGCUCCUGUUGUCAAGACUGUAGCUGCUGCACCUGUUGUACACACCUAUGCCGCUGCUCCUGUUGUCAAGACUGUCCACACCUAUGCCGCUGCUCCUGUUGUUAAGACCGUAGCUGCCGCCCCUGUAGUCCAUACUUAUGCUGCUGCUCCUGUAGUUCACUCUGUACCCUUGGUACAUUCUGCCCCAGUUGCUUAUCAUUCUUAUCAUUAAAUUUUUAACACAUCCAUAAUCCAUGUCAAUUACGUUUAAAUUAAAUAAAA